Molecule: messenger RNA, 3316 nt
Organism: Amoebophrya sp. A120
Lineage: Eukaryota; Dinophyceae; Syndiniales; Amoebophryaceae
Source: the annotation of a GenBank genome assembly
AGUCCGUUCGCCGAUCUGUAGCUGUGUUGGUUCGCUAUUUCGUCCGUUGAUGACCUUCCGUAUCGUUUGCCUCGUCUUUCAAUUGACAGGGAGACCGGAAUGUCACAUUCAUGACCGCAUCGUUAAUACAUAAUGACGUCGAGUGCUAUCACAACCGUUUCUGCGUCACCACUUGACGCGUAUUUGCCAUUUCUUAUGGUUUUCGGAGGCUGUUGCCUGGCGAUGGUAUUUUUCGAAAAGGCUUUGAAACAGGAUCCGGGAAGCGGCAACUUCCUUACCUUCACCGAGCUCUGCUUUAUCGCGCUGGAAAAUCUGCCCCGGCGGUUUAUUUUCGGCCGGAAAAAUGAGGGUGGCGGCAGCCUGAUCACAUUCCAGCCACUGGUCGCCGCAAGAUCGGAUCACCUAAAGCAUGCCGUCUUGUUCGUCAGCAUGAGUUGGCUAGUCAACUACGCGUUUUCCUUCAAUAUCGCCGUACCCAUUUAUGACACUGCAGAACUCGGCCGACCUUCAUUCUUGCUUCUGGCGACUGGCUUCGUACGUUGUCGUUUUAUAUAUUAGGGCUGUGGCGAUUGACAGUGUCUACUUCUCUGAACAAGGGCUUGCUUCCUUCCACGUACUCGUGAAGGACAAAAUUUUUUAUGUCAAUAUCUUUCUAUGAGAAGUGCUGCAAGAGUUGACAACCUUCAGCACGAAUUUGAAACGCAUCAUGUACCCCGAGCUAAAAAAUGCAAUUGCCAGGAGUAGCGGGCGAGUCGAAAGCCAGGAAAGAACGCCGUCGGUCGUAAUUUUUUUACAGCCAUGCCAACCACACCGUCGUGCGAUCAUGCAAUGUCGUUGCGACAUUGCUAAUUGGCUUUUUCUUGUAUCCAGUCGAAAGCUUCGGCAGAAAGUCUUUGGGAUUACAACUUAUUGCACUCGGUUUGAAUAUGUUAUGCUAAAAAACGUGUUACGUACACGUAUCCGUGUUACGAUCCUAAUUCGUAUCGUGUUUCUAGUGGUACAAGCAACUCCAUUCAAAGCCUAUGGUCCAUAGACCGAUAAUGAUUAGGUAUUGCGGAGCCGCCGGGGAGGUAGGAUUAGUUGCAGUUUUUUGGCAAUUUGUUGUUUGCUUCUGGUGGAAACCGAAGACCGAAACGGGAAACAAGCUCUGCGUUGUGUGAGUAGAUAAAUCUUUCCCAGAGUAGUAUGGUCCAUAGUACUUACGUAGAGGUCAGCCUUUAUCUUGAUCUUAUCCUGUCGAAGUUUUUGCAAUUUUUGUCAUACGUUUUUUCGAUGUACCUAUUCCAAGACGCAGUGCGUAGCGUCGGUGCUGGUGACGAUCGGAAUUCUCCUCGCUACUCUAGCAGACGCAAAGGUCGUCGCGGCUUGCCAGAAUGUGCCAAGUGUGUGGCAGUGCCUGUUUCCGCAGGGAGUACCAGAGUCUGGGGCCGCGGGAAACGAUUCGUUUCUUGUUUGGCUGGUCGGGAUACAGGUACUGCUUCUCUGUCUUGUCACGCAGUCGUUCCUGGGUCACAUACAGCGCAACAUGUUACGAAAAGUGCUGCCAUGCGUUGCCCAUGAAUGAAAUGGAGGUUCUGUCUGCAAUCAUGAUAAUACCAGGCUCGCACAAGAGCGACGGAGUUCCGCAUGUGCUGUGGUUCUUGCACGCCUCUCAGAAAAAUAAAUGCCUCUACCUAUGGUCGUUUUUUGUUGACAUUAUAUCGGUUACCUUGCAUUUGAUGCCCACCCUGAGGACAUCAUAUCACUUUGAGGCUUACCCUACAUGAAUCUGUGCGGGAAAGGAGCAACAUCUUAUACGAAAAACAGAAAAUUUCGAGCCGUUAGCUAUCAUCUACUCGUACUCCUCUGUUGCAACAAGCAUGGUGGAUUUCUCAUUUGCAUACGACUACGAUCCUUACCUCCAGCGGGAGCAGGAACCCAAAGUUUCAAAGAACGAGCUUGCAGAGGAGUUUCUUUACACCUCAUCCAUCGCGUCCCUGCUCGGUUGCGUCGUGUUCUGGGACGAGAUCAAACUUCACUGGGGUAUUUAUUUUGUGGACAUGAUUCGGAAAACGAAAAACAAAAAUACGAUUUGAUGAAUCGAAAACCAAAUGUGCAUAAUGAAAAAUUCCAUUUGUGACAAGUAAGCUGCAAGCAUGUAGAAGUAUGUGGUUAACGCAGGUAACGCGUGGGCCUCUCCGGCAGCUUUUACACUGGACCUGCCGGCCGUCGUGCCCUCGUUGAUGUCCUCUGGCGAAAAUGGCGGCAACAAUUACAUUUCUGUGAGCAUCCCGUUGCAGUGGUGCUACAUUCUCGCAAACAACGUGGCACAAGCUUGCUGUCUAAAAGGUGUUUUUUACCUCUCGACCCGUUACUCCGCGCUCACGGUGUGCUAGCAAAACUUGAGUCAGGUCGAGGAGAGAAUUUUCUUCUCUGAUUUACCAGAAGCAUGUUUGUAAUUUGGGUAAGUAUUCCUAUGUAUUUCUUUCCUGUUAAAUUCGGGUACACCACCAUCAACAUGCAGGUGCGAACAAAAUGAAAAUUCUAGUUCCAACUGAUUCAGGAUUUUUCUAGGAUUCCGUGUGAACAUCACGCUUUCGAUGCGGAAAUUUUUUACCGUGGUCUUCUCGAUUCUGUAGUAUCUCUCGAAAACCGCAUGAAGCAGAAGCGCGAGCCUUGGUUGCAUUCUUUCUUUCUCUCGCGCGAAUCGGUAUCAUGAGAAAGAGGAUGUCAAAGACAAAUUCAACCGAGGCGUGUGUUUAUGCUCAGUGCAGCUUUUCAUUUGAUGCGUACUUUCAGAAUCCUUGGUCCCUGCAGCACAGCGUCGCGGCCCUCUUCGUUUUUGGUGGUGGAUUGCUGUACUCGAGCGGAGAACUUCUUUUCAGCAGCAUGAAGAGGCUUUAUUCCGCGAGGACUGCAGAUGAAGACGCAGCUGCAGGUGCGGAUAUCUCCGAAAAGAGCAGUGCGAUAGGCACGCGAAAGACCCCGGCAUCGUCCGCAAACGACGGCAGUAGAAAUGCUUCGGGAAAAGAAAGAGAGCUGAAUUCUUCAUUGGAAAUGAAAAAGACGAAAUGAAAAAGGAUAUCGUGGCGACACAUGAAUAUGCAUUCAUCCUAGUUCUAGUUCAUGUUUUAAUUGCAUUACAGGUGUAAUGUUGCUGCUGCAAGUGCAACAGGAACAGGCAGAUGCCAGAUGAGACCGACGUGCAGGUUUUCGGCAGCGCUUAUUGGUAGUUGAAGGAUCAGCGUUUAACACGGGAAUACGAAUACAAUGAAUCACAACAGCAAUACCCCCAAUGCACAUAGUUUUCGGCAAUAGAAUAGGAGGACAAGGGGAC